Messenger RNA from Cyphellophora europaea CBS 101466, 1539 nucleotides. RefSeq lists its product as uncharacterized. NCBI's taxonomy places the organism in Eukaryota, Fungi, Ascomycota, Eurotiomycetes, Chaetothyriales, Cyphellophoraceae. Gene Ontology annotation, molecular function: medium-chain fatty acid-CoA ligase activity. Gene Ontology annotation, biological process: fatty acid metabolic process. The coding region runs from base 1 to 1539 and encodes 512 amino acids. The transcript has 2 exons. The record is from RefSeq and is a predicted model, not a curated record.
AUGGCUUCGACGUUAUCCUCAUCCUUCUCUCACACCUCCGGCCAAACUGCUGUCAUCAUCCCCAGCGAGCCUGCAUUGACCGUCUCCUACAAACAGCUUGACAGUGAUAUACAGUCGUUUCGGAAACAGCUUGCAGAGCUAGGAAUCGGUCAUGGCGCUGCCGUCUCCAUCGCACUUAUCAACAGCUACGAGUUUAUUGUCGCCUUCCUGGCAACGGCGUACCAGCGAGCGAUAGCAGCACCUCUGAAUCCGGCAUACAAACAGGACGAAUUUGAGUUCUAUAUCGACGACCUCUCAUCUUCGCUCAUCCUGGUUCCCAAGGGUGCCUUCGCCAAAAAUGAACCUUCAAUACGUGCCGCGAGAAAGUAUGGAGCCACCAUUGCUGAAUGUUACCUGGAUGGCUCAAAAGUAAUACUCGACGUCAAGGAAACCAAGAAAAGAGCCACCCCACAGGCCCUUCUUACAGCCCAGCCCAACGAUACCGCACUCGUUCUACACACCAGCGGCACUACAGGCCGGCCUAAAGCAGUACCUCUAUCCCACCGCAACCUUACCCGCACGAUGCACAACAUCCAGCACACCUACGACCUCAGCCCUGCAGAUCGGACCUACCUGGUCAUGCCGCUGUUCCACGUACACGGCUUGCUCGCUGGUUUUUUGGCGCCCCUGAUCUCUGGCGGGUCUGUUAUUGUGCCCCCACGCUUUUCUGCCCGGAGCUUCUGGCCUGACUUUAUCAGCCAUGAGGCUAACUGGUAUACUGCCGUCCCCACCAUGCAUUCAAUCCUCGUCAAGAACGGGCCUCCAUCGACUAUGCCGAAGAUUCGCUUCAUCCGCUCUUGCUCCUCCGCGCUACCGCCCAAAAUCAUGCGGGAGCUAGAAACCAUGUGCAAAGCGCCUGUGCUAGAAGCUUACGCCAUGACCGAGGCGGCACAUCAAAUGUGUUCAAACCCGCUGCCCAGUCGCGGCAAGCGGAAGCCCGGUAGCGUGGGCCUCGGACAAGGCGUAGAGGUACGGAUACUAGAUGCGGAGGGCAAUGAAGUCGAGCAGGGUGCACAGGGCGAGGUGAGCAUCCGUGGGGAGAACGUCACAAAGGGCUACAUCAACAACGAGAAGGCAAAUAAGGAAUCAUUCACAGCGGAAGGUUUCUUCAGAACCGGUGACCAGGGCUUCAAGGACAGCGAAGGCUAUGUCAUUCUCACCGGUAGGAUCAAGGAGUUGAUCAACCGCGGCGGCGAGAAGAUCAGUCCUAUUGAGCUGGAUAAUGUGGUGGGUGCCAUGCCUGGCAUUGGUGAAGCCGUCAGCUUCGGCAUGCCUUCAGACCUAUUUGGCCAAGAGGUAGGCGUGGCGGUGGUGCCCAAAGGGACCACGCGUGUCGAAGCCCAGGACAUCGUGCAAUAUGUGGAGUCAAAGCUGGCGAGUCACAAGAAGCCAAGUCGGGUAUGGAUUCUAAAGGAGAUCCCUAAGACCGCGACGGGUAAGGUCCAGCGAAGAAAGGUUGCGGAAGCGUUGCUAGCAAGAGAUACUCAAGCGAAACUGUAG